AGGAACUCCUCGUCCAAGGAGCGCCGCACCUCCUCCAAGGAGCGCCGGGCCCCGUCCAAGGAGCGCAUGCUCUUCGCCGCCACCUUCUGCGCGCCCAAGGGGAUGGCGACGCGCGCCCCGCCGGCCUGGAAGAGCCUGCCGGCCACCCCGGAGGCCUACGCGCCCACCCCCAGGGGCUGCUUCCCGUCCACCUCCCAGUUCCAGCCGGCCUCGUCUGACGCCUUCAAGGGGCCCCCCGCCAUCCCGGAGCUGCCCAGGUCGCUGCCGCUGGCCCCCAAGGAUCCCUUUGCCUAUGCCGAGGCCCUGCCUGCCGUGCCCUGGGUCCCCCAGCCCAAUCUGAAUGCCCCCAGCGGGUCCAAGGCGGAGCCCACCAUGCUGAUGGCCACGGCGGCGGCCCCCCAGGCCAUGGCCUUCCCGCAGGAGGGUUCCAAGACCCCCGACGAGCCCCCCCGGCGCCCCGGGGGCAAAGCCACCCGGAAGAAGAAACAUCUGAACACCGAGGAGGACGACGACUACUACGGAGAAGACAACGGCGGCCGCGGCGGCCGCGGGCUGGCCAUGCGCAACUGGCAGCCCCCGCGUCGCUGGGCCAACAUGAACUAUAAUGACUGGGAGGUUCUGGGGAACUGGGAGGACCCCAUUUCUGCCGCCCGCGAUCUGAGUGGCUGGGAGGGCCCCAGUACCUCCAGGAUCCUGAGUGGCUGGGAGGGGCCGAGCACUUCUUGGGCCCUGAGCGCCUGGGAGGGGCCGGGCACCUCGAGGGCCCUGGGCGCGUGGGAAAACCCGGGGAACCCCCACUCUCUGAUGCUUUCUGAGCUCUCUGGCAUGCCCCUGGGGGUGGGGACCAGCCAGGAUGAGCCCAAGGGGGAGGCGGGGCCCGUGUCCCCCCUAGAUGAGAGAGCCAACGCCUUGGUGCAGUUCCUCCUGGUCAAGGACGGAGGCAACGUGCCCAUCAGGCGGUCCGAGAUGGUGAAGUUCAUCAUCCGGGAGUACAAGGACGAGUCCCUAGAGAUCAUCAAGCGUGCCAACCACAAGCUCGAGUGUGUCUUUGGGUAUCAGCUGAAGGAGAUCGACCCCCAGACCCACUCUUACAUUAUCAUCAAUAAGUUCGGGGGCGGGCCCGUGGCCUCGCCACCCCCCUGCCUGGAGAUCCCCAAGCUGGGCCUCCUGAUGGCGGUCCUGAGCCUCAUCUUUAUCAAAGGCAAUUGCAUCCGGGAAGACCUGCUCUACAGCUUCCUGGAGAAGCUGGGGCUGGAUGUCCGGGGGGAGCAUGGUCUCCUAGGGAAUGUCAAGAAGCUCAUCACCGAGGAGUUUGUCAGGCAGAAGUACCUAGAGUACAGGGAGGUCCCCAACACCCAGCCCACUGAGUACGAGUUCCUCUGGGGCCCCCGGGCCUUCAUGGAGAUCAGCAAGAUGCUGGUGCUCAAAUUCCUGGCCAAACUCCAUAACAAGGAUCCGGAAUGCUGGCCGUUCCACUACUUCGAGGCCCUGGCCGAGUGCGAGUCCGAUGAUGAGUGGGAUUACGAGGAGCUGGGGCCCUACUACGGUCGGGCCGGGGGUCGCUUCCGCAGGUCCCGUCCCCGCUAAGUCGGAAACUUAGCCGCUCUCUCUGUUCCUUCGUGUCCCCCCGGGGCCAAGAGCCACUCACAGGGUCGUCGUGCGUGUGCGUGCGCGUGUGUGUAUCGUGCAGGGUCGGGGGUGGGGGGGAGGGGGUUGUGUCGUUACGUUUACUGGUGUUUCUGUUCCAAUCCUACCUAUGUGUACACUUGGAUCUCAGACCUGGUUCCUGUAAUCUGCCAAAGCUUUGUAUACAUCCUCACGUGCUGUUGACUUUCAAGUGGCUACUGUUCUCCUGGGUACCUCUUGGCACUUGUGUACUUCAGUGAGUUGUGUGUGAUUCUCUCUCUCGCUCUCUCGUUUUUUCGUGUUCGACUCGUUCCUGUGGCUGUACCCGGAGUUGUGCUGGCUUUGUGAAAUGAAUUGAGACGCAGCCAUCCAUCUCACCCUGGUGCAAAAAAAACAAAACUCUGUAGUGUUGAAAGUAGGCUGUUCUUUGACGUGUAAAAACAUGACUCAUCCGUCACGCUGUCUGCAGAGAAAUAAAUAUCUAUAUCUAUAUCUAUAUAAAUAUACUUUCAGCAUAACACA
This is a messenger RNA of Myotis davidii, 2148 nucleotides long. Its product is annotated as MAGE-like protein 2. The transcript has a single exon. NCBI's taxonomy places the organism in Eukaryota, Metazoa, Chordata, Mammalia, Chiroptera, Vespertilionidae. Gene Ontology annotation, cellular component: nucleus. The record is from RefSeq and is a predicted model, not a curated record. Gene Ontology annotation, biological process: negative regulation of transcription by RNA polymerase II. The annotation marks the transcript as partial.